ACAGUAUAAAUAUAUUUUGAAUUGUUCGAAACUUUUUUUACAGAUAAAAAAAUGUACGCAGUAAAUAUUUUUUUAUUUUUCACGAUUUUAUUUUUAUUAGGAGUUUCUUGCGAAAAUGAGAAACCUUCGGUUCAAAUAUCAACCGGUAUUAUACGAGGUUUCUUAGAUACCACAAAAACUGGUAAAGUUUAUGCUGCUUUUGAAGGAAUUCCUUACGCAAAACCACCAAUUGGAAAUUUAAGAUUUCAGCCACCAGAAAAGAUCUCAAACUGGACUGAUAUUUUAGAAGCUAAUAAAAAAUAUGUGUGUCGUUAUUUCCUACCAAAUGCGCCUCAUUUAGAACUCGAUGGACUUGAAAUUACUGAAGACUGCUUGCGGCUUAAUGUUUACGUGCCAAAUAAAAACCCAUCCGAAGAAGACAAUUAUUCCGUUGUUGUUCACAUUCACGGUGGUGGUUUUAUGAUAGGCCAUCCUCAUACUCUUUACGGACCAAAAUUUUUAAUGGACGAAAAUGUAAUUUUUGUAUCAAUAAAUUAUAGAUUAGGACCCUUAGGAUUCUUAAGCACCCAAGACGAUGUGAUUCCUGGCAAUAACGGAAUGAAAGAUCAAAGUAUGGCUUUAAAAUUUAUACAAGAAAACAUAAAGAAAUUUGGUGGAAACCCAAACUCUGUACUUAUAACCGGAUUAUCAGCUGGAGGAGCAAGCGUUCAUUUACAUUAUUUUUCGCCGCUAUCAACUGGAUUAUUUCAAAAAGGCUAUUCAGCAAGUGGUACGGUUUUAGACCCAUGGGUUCUACAGGAGGAGGGAUUUCAAAAAGCGAAACGUCUAGCUAAUUUAGUAGGAUGCAAAAGUGAAAAUUCAAAAGAAAUAUUAGAUUGUGUUCGUGACGUUAGUUAUGAGAAGCUAUUUGAGGCUACCCAAACGUUUUUAGUUCACGAUAUGCCUUUUUCCCCAUUUGCACCAAUUAUUGAGCAUCAUCAUCCAGGUGCUUUCCUUGAUAAACAUCCUUAUGAAUUAUUACUUCAAGGAAAAGUACAAGAUUUACCUUGGUUGGUUGGAUUUAGCAGGGAAGAUGGAAUUUUUCCAGCUGGAGUUUAUUAUCAUGAUAUGGAUAUGGUUAAUGAAGACUGGUUAAAUUUUGCACCACAUUUUCUUGAUUACAAUUUCACAGCUCCUUAUCAGCAAAAAGAUUUAAUUUCAACCAAAAUAAAAGAAAAAUAUUCUAAUGGAAAAUCCAUUACUUACCAUGACUUAAUAAAAAUAUCUGGCGAUAGACAUUUUUUUAGGGGAUCUGAAAAUUCUAUACAUCUUCAAAAUGACGUUACAUCUUCUCCUAUUUACAUGGUUAUGUUUGCUUAUAGAGGACAAUAUUCUUAUGAAUUAUUAUUUGGAGUACCUGACACAGAAAGAGGGGUCUCUCAUGGAGAUGACACGAUUUAUUAUACCAGUACCACUGUUUUUGGAGACUUUAAUGAGGAGGAUGAGAAAGUUAGGAGUGUUUUUACAAAAAUGAUUGCGUCUUUUGCUAAAACUUCUGCUCCACAUGUUGAUGGGGUUGAAUGGAAAUCUAUUCACGGAGAUAAAAUUGAUUAUUUGUAUUUUGAUGGAGAUGAGGAUUUAAAAAUGAAACAUGGGAAAGAUUUUGGGUCAAUUGAUUUCUGGAAAAGUUUAGAAUUGAAUGAAUUACCAUGA
This is a messenger RNA of Onthophagus taurus, 1692 nucleotides long. RefSeq names its product venom carboxylesterase-6-like. NCBI's taxonomy places the organism in Eukaryota, Metazoa, Arthropoda, Insecta, Coleoptera, Scarabaeidae. The record is from RefSeq and is a predicted model, not a curated record.